ACCAACUGCCCCGGAUGUGUUGGUUAGCUACACGAAGGCAGCGGCUAGUAACGGGUAGCGUUAGCUUUGUACUUGCCUGAUAUUACUACGAACAUUUUGAGCAUAUUAGUGUGAAUUUAAACCGUAUUCACAACUUUAAUGAAAUAUGGGUAUGACAAUAUAAUUAAUUAAGCCCAGCGAGUGACGACGAGGUAAAAGAAGUCCCGUAGUCUAUAACGGUUAGCACAACACUAGCUAUCAGCUAGAUACCCAAACAUAAAUUAGCCUUGUUUAGAAAUUAAUAGCCAUGAGUCUGGCAGUCGGCCGGGAACCCCGAAAGACUGCGGGAAACCGCAUGUCCAGAUUACUGGAUGCUGAAGAAGAGGACGAGUUCUACAAGACCACUUAUGGAGGCUUCAACGAUGAAUCAGGAGAUGAUGAGUAUCAUGGAGAACAUUCAGACACAGAGGAUGAGGUGGACAGCGACUUUGACAUCGAUGAGGGAGACGAGCCAGACAGCGACCAGGAGGAGGAUGCGCCUCGGCGGAAAAGUCGAGUUGUCACUAAAGCUUAUAAGGAACCAAUAAAGGUGGCAAAACCCAAACCCAAAAGACCCUCUGAGGAACAGAAGAAGACUGAGAAAACUAAAGUGGAGCUCAAAAGGAGGAUUCCACAAGAAUUCCAAGAUUUUAGCGAGACUCGGAAGUCUGUACGACAGUCCACCAGCGAACAUACUCGAAAGACCAAUCUGCGCUUGCAAGAGCGUCAGGAUGCUCCUCGGAGAAGGAGAGGUGCUCAUCGUGACCGGCCUCUUACCCAGGAAGAACUGCUGGCUGAGGCCAAGAUAACAGCUGAGAUCAACAUUCGAUCACUAGAGAACUAUGAACGUCUGGAGGCAGACAAGAAGAAACAAGUCCACAAGAAGCGUCGUUUUGAGGGCCCAACCAUCCGUUACCAUUCAGUCCUGAUGCCCCUUGUCUCUCACUCAGUCCUAAAAGAAGAAAAUGUAGAUGUUGAAGGGUUGGAUCAGGACGUUCCUCAGACUGCACUGCAAAAUCCUACCACACCAUCCCAGCAGCCUGCUGGAGGCUUGUGCUCCCGUACCUACAUAACAUUCAGUGACGACGAGGCUUUCGAGGCGGCGUUUCCGCACAGCGCACAGUCAAAUCCUCAGCUUCCUGUCCAGGAGGUUUGUCCUGUCACCCACAAGGCUGCACUGUACCGAGACCCAGUCACUGAUAUACCUUACGCUAACACGCGAGCCUUCCGCAUCAUUCGGGAAGCGUACCGUAAAUACGUGGCUGCUCAUGGAUUUCCAAACACUUCGGGAGGGGUGACGGGACUUGACUCCUCGGCAACUAAGGGUGCUCGCCAGAAAAUGGUUGUCAAGCAGAGUUUAGUUGCAACAUAGGUUAGGAAAUAGGUUUAUGUGUCUUUUUUUAAUUUCUCAGUUCAGGUACAGUGACUUGAUUGUGUGAUAUGAGGAAAAACCAUAACCAGUCGCUCCAGUUUCUUCAAACAGCUUUCUAAAUGAACUCUUCUCUCCAUCUUAAGUGUCCCUGAAUUUAAAGAAAGUUGCAGACAUUUACAGAUUGAGCAAUCACUGUGAUAAAUACUUACAAUAAUAAACAGCAAUAAAAGUUAGUAUUUUGCAAAUAUCAUCAGUGAUACUGUUGCCUGGACAAAACAAAAUUACAAAAAGUACAACACCAGAGUGAAAAACAAACACUGACAAACCAAAUUGGUCGGUGCAUUCCCUUAAACUGCAAAAAGAAGUCUUACUUCUUUUGUUAUUGUGUAAGGGAUUUUGUUAUUGUACAUUAAUACCCAGAAAAAUCCAGGUUGAGUGGAUGAAAAACUACAACUUUGCUUUGGAAUUAAAAAUAGGUUUGCAUCUGUACAUUGGCAGCUUUUUGAUUUGCCUUUUUUAUUGUUAAGAUUUUUUGCUCCUACAAAUGUACAUAUUACAAAAAAAUAAAUAUUUGAAACUUUGAA
Xiphias gladius (swordfish) is the source of this 1974-nucleotide messenger RNA. RefSeq names its product vacuolar protein sorting 72 homolog a (gene vps72a). The coding region runs from base 287 to 1390 and encodes 367 amino acids. Gene Ontology annotation, cellular component: nucleus. The record is from RefSeq and is a predicted model, not a curated record. Lineage: Eukaryota; Metazoa; Chordata; Actinopteri; Istiophoriformes; Xiphiidae. Gene Ontology annotation, biological process: chromatin remodeling; regulation of DNA-templated transcription. The transcript has 6 exons. Gene Ontology annotation, molecular function: ATP-dependent H2AZ histone chaperone activity.